AUGUCGCAGUCAAUUAAGCUCGACACGAGCGUGCAGACAAUCAAGCGCGGGCUUCCCGAGGAUAACGAGGAGGGGCUAGAGGGGCCAGGAGUUGCAGGUGAUGUUGAACAAGAGAUAUCGGCGCCUGGACUGGAGGCUCGCAGUCAUAACAAUGUUCCCCCAUUUCUUUGCCAGUCUUACCUAGACAUCCAUAAGAAAUUCGAAGAACUAGAAUGGCUGCAAAGAUCACGGUUAGCGGAAGGACUAUUGGCAGACGAUCCGUCACACCGCUGGGCAUUGGAGGCGGACCCAGAAGUGAAGGCCAGAAACCGGUAUCUGAACGUGCAGGCGUGGGCCAACUCCCGGAUCCAUCUUAAGGUCCCGGAUGGCGAGUGCGACUUCAUCAACGCCUCUCCAAUCACGCUAAGAGAUUCGGUUACCUAUAAGGAGCGGAGAUAUAUCGCAACUCAGGGUCCGAAAUUGGGGCACAUCACGCACUUCUGGCAUAUGUUAUUUCACGAAACAAAUGAGGUCGCUGUCAUUGUUAUGCUUACACAGACUUAUGAGGCCGGCCGCGAGAAAUGUGCGCAGUACUUUCCUCUAAACGCUGAAAACUCGCCGAUGAUUCUGCGGGCAGUAGAGCCAAAUGCGUCCCAAGACAAGCACGUGGAGCCGAAUGGUGAAGUUUUAGGGAAAGUUACACUCUUAGAAUCCACCUUCAACGAGAAGUCUGGAUCAGAGGUCCGUAAACUUGAGUUGACAAUGGGUUCGGAGUCGAAAAUUGUUUGGCAUUUCCUCUAUGUUUCCUGGCCGGAUUAUUCUAAACCAGAAGCCAGUGGUCGCGCCGCCCUUCUUCAGUUGAUUAAGCUAUCGGCCUCCAAAUGUACCCCGGACAACCCCCGUGUCGUACACUGUAGCGCAGGUGUUGGUCGCACUGGCACCUUCAUCGCUCUUGACCAUCUCCUGAAUGAACUCGAGUCAGGAGAGUUAUUGAAGGUGACCGAUCCGGAAACCGAUCCAGUUUUUGAAACCGUUAAUCAAUUGCGCGAGCAACGAAUGAUGAUGGUAUACAAUGAAAUGCAGCUACAGUUCAUCUACGAGGUCUUACGGGAGCAAGCCGACCUUAAGCUCGGGAAUAUCACAGAGGAAGAUAUCCGCGGUGUUUCCGAUGGACAAACUCUGAACAGAAAGUCUGCAAAAAUUGCCAAGCUGUCUGGGCCUGAUUAUGUGCCUCCUUCAAAAGCUGAAUUCGAGCCCGUUUCUGACCGCAUUCCGACGCCAACGAGAAGCUGGUCCGGCACGCCAGACGUAUCGGACAAUGAGUAG
Molecule: messenger RNA, 1305 nt
Organism: Monascus purpureus
Lineage: Eukaryota; Fungi; Ascomycota; Eurotiomycetes; Eurotiales; Aspergillaceae
Source: the annotation of a GenBank genome assembly